CCGGCAACAACGGUCCCUCGGUGGUAGGUUUGCUUCAGAGAGUUUGUUCACAUGUGAAAUGGUUCUACAGUCUGCCGCUCCAAGAUGUCCCUGCUGUGCCUUUCUAUCGGAUGACCUCUUUUUACCGAGUCCGGUGGAUGCUGCUGGCUCCGACAACGGGGCGAUACCCAACGAACAGUCCACGUCGUCGCACGUAUUGGAUGCUGUAUCCCCGCAACAAGCCUACGACAAGUUGCUCACAGAGACGCGGAGUAUGAAUGUGUCUGCCACACCGGAACACCCACUCGUCCUCGUGGAUACGCACGGACACGCGCAUUUGCAACGCGACUACGUCGAGAACGCAAACAAUGACUCCACCGAGAGCGUGUACCACAUUGCCAUGGACGACUCCAAGCCAGCCGUGACACUCUUCUCCAUUACCUGCGCCGUAGAAGAGGCCGAUUGGGACACUUGCAUCACUUACGCCAGUCAAUCAACCCACCGUAUCGCUGCUUUGGGUAUUCAUCCGUGGUAUCUGGCGAAGGUUGCCGAUGCCCUGGACGCGGACGGCUGGUUGGUGCGUCUCGAACAGCUGCUGCAAAAACAUCCAGGUGUCAUGGUGGGCGAGAUCGGGUUGUGCAAGGUUGCCAAGUUUGUGCGUACCUAUGCACCCGGGAAAGCCGCCGCCUUGGCCUUGCAACGACGAGUCUUUCAAGCGCAACUCCGUCUAGCGAUCCAGUACCAUCGACCGGUAUCGAUUCACUGCGUUCAUCAGCAAAGUGUGCUGUUGGAAGUUUUGCGAGAGACCAUUUCGAACGAGGCCUGUCCCGCGGCUGUUGCGCUCCACUCCUUUACCGGAACGGCCCAUCACGUGCGGCAACUACUACAGUGGGAGGCCACAUUGGAACGCACAGAACCCCUCUUGUACUUUGGCUUUUCACACGCCGUCAACGACGCUAUGUGUACGGCCGACAAGGCUCGUCGGCAGGGCCGUGACGCCGUCCGUGCGGUACCUAUCCAGCGAUUGCUAGUCGAAUCGGACGUGCACGCCCCCAGCGACGUUUUGGGUGGAACCAUGGGAGCCGCCGCCUAUGUGGCCGCGAUCCGGGACGAAUCCAUUGCCAUCACAGUUCGCGCCACGACACAGAAUGCACUACGCUUUUGUAAAAGUAUCUGCCCGACAAACAAACGUAAUUCCAUGAUUGAUGCGUCAUAUUAGGGCUGUACACGUGCUAUCGAAGACACUUCUGGGCAAAACAGUUUACCUUUUUGACGACGAACGAUGGAAGCAUUUUGGACUGCAGCGGGUUUUCUUUUCCCUCAACAACAAGAAGUUCUACUGUACCAUUGUACGCUACCUAUGCUUCAAGGUAGCUUUUUACAAGAAGCCCGAUCACUGAAUAAAACAACAGCGAACUUGCCGUGACGUGGGAGGCAGAAGAUCCGAUGGAAAGGGGAGUUCCUGCAGGGACCAUCGUGGGCAUAUCUGUUGGAGUACCGGUGGAAGCCUCUGUUAUCGCGUCUGGCGCCGUGGGAGAGGCUGGGGUUGGAGUGGACCCCGGAGCUGUCGGAGUCCCCGGCGCGGAAGUCGGUGUCGCAGCCGCGGCCAUCGGAGACUCUGGAGUCGAAGCAGAAGUCGGCGUCGCAGCCAUCGGAGACCCUGGAGUCAAAGCAGAAGUCGGUGUCGCAGCCGUGGUCAUCGGAGAGCCUGGAUUCGAAGUGGAAGUCGGUGUCGCAG
This is a messenger RNA of Phaeodactylum tricornutum CCAP 1055/1, 1717 nucleotides long. RefSeq lists its product with no specific name. The transcript has a single exon. The record is from RefSeq and is a predicted model, not a curated record. The coding region runs from base 59 to 1198 and encodes 379 amino acids. Gene Ontology annotation, molecular function: hydrolase activity, acting on ester bonds. NCBI's taxonomy places the organism in Eukaryota, Bacillariophyta, Bacillariophyceae, Surirellales, Neidiaceae.